GCGUCGCUUGUGUGCUGUUGCUGUGUCGCGUGCUGUCUCCUUGUGUACUGUCUGUCUGUCGCGCGAUGCUGUCGGCUCGAGUGUGCGGUUGCGGGCGGCGCAGCCUCUGGUGGGGUCUGGCAGCGGGAGCAGCCCUGCUGGCGGUCGCUCUGGUGCUGCGCUGGGCCGCCUUCCCCGCCAUCCUCACCGCUAAGAUCAAGCAGGCGGUUCAGCUUCACGACGGUUCAGCUGCCAUGGAGCGCUUCGUGCAGCUGCCGCAGCCGCUGCUGUACAAGGUGUACCUCUUCAACGUCACCAACCCAGACGAGGUGGAACAGGGUGCCAAACCAGUCCUGCAACAGGUCGGACCCUACGUUUACGAGGAGUGGCGGCGCAGGCGUGACGUCACCCGGACGUCAAACGGCUCGCUGGACUACCGGCUGGAAACGACCUACCACUUCAGUCCAGAGCGCUCUCCAGGACUGUCAGAGGACGACGAGUUCACCUACCUCAACGUCGUCAUGGUGGGCAUAGUGGUGCAGGUGUCGGAGGACUACUCGUCGCUGCUGUCGAUGGUGGAGCCGGUGCUGUCCGAGCUGGUGCCGGGCGGCGCGCAGCUGUUCCAGCGCGCCUCUGCGCGGCAGCUGCUGUGGUCCGGGGUGCCCACCGUGGACUGCCGCGGAAACCUGUCCGCCGUGGCGGCGCUCGCCUGCGGCGCCCUUCCCUCCCUGCUGCCGGCCACCGUGCAGCAGACCGAGCCCGGCGUCUACGUCUUCUCCUUCUUCGGAUUCAAAAACGGCACAUCCAAACAAUGGUGGCGGGUGGACUCUGGCGUGGAGGACGUGCGCACCCUGGGCUCCGUCAUAUCGUACGACAAUAGUUCGCGGCUCAAAGUUUGGUCGCCUAGCAACAGCCCAUGCAACGAAAUACGUGGCACAGACUCCACGCUCUUCCCGCCUUUCAUCACGCCCAAUGACACCAUCUACAUCUUCGCCCACGACAUCUGCAGGUCCAUGCACGCGGAGUAUGAGCGCGAGCAGGAGGUGUCUGGGGUGCACGGUCUGCGGUUUGUGGCCUCAGGCAGCCUGCUACGCCGCGGAGGGCCCAACGCCUGCACCUGUCCCGACGGGCGCUGCCUGGCCACGGGCGCCAUCUCCGUCCGGGAGUGCUUUAGAGCGCCCAUCGCUGUAUCGUUUCCGCACUUCUACCAGGCUUCGCCAGAGUACCUGCAGUACGCCGAGGGCCUGAGUCCCAGCAAGGAGCUGCACGAGACCUUCGUCGUCAUAGAGCCGGAGACUGGCACGCCGCUGGUGGGGGCGAAGCGGCUGCAGUUCAACAUGAAGGCGGCGAGGGUGGCGCAGGUGCCGGCGCUCCGGAACGUCAGCGAGGGCCUGUUCCCGCUGCUCUGGGUCGAGGAGGGCGUGGAGCUGGAAGAGAAGCAGCUAUCGCAGGUGCGCGCGCUGUACGUGGCGCGGGCGUCGAUGGGGGGCGUGGCGUGGGCGGUGCUCGCGGUGGGCGUGGCCGCGCUCCUCUUCUGCGCCGUCCGGCUGGCCAAGGCCAGAGUAGCUGAGCGCAACAGGUCGCUCUCCCUGGACAAGGGUGUGACCGCCGGGGGUAAGCUGUCGGUUCCGACGCUGGGCGCUGCCUACCCGGAGUCCGCCACCAAACGGCCGUCGCCUCCCGCCGCCGCCCCCGCCGCCCCCACGGCCCUGUGGACGCGACGCAUUUCUGACGCCGCCCCCGGCCCCCGGCAGAGGCGGUAAUCAUCGGGGGACCGCUCUGGUGCGGCCCCCACCCACAACGUGACGCCACGGCGUCCACUCCGACAUGCGUCUCGUCUUGCCUCCCUGGUCACCACGGCUGGACAAACCGCAGCGGCGUACGUCAUAGUGCCAGGACUAGCUGUCUGUCGGUUGUCCCACGUGUGACGUGAGUGCCGAGUUGUGGACGAAAACAGUAUUGCGGCACGUGGAAUCUGCCGACGCCGUAUGAACUCUAAUCAAACCAUCUGUUGUAUUUACCUCUUUUGGGUACCUUGGCAGUCCUGUAAGUAAGGUACACAUGGUGGGUGUUCGGGCUAUGCCAGCGGUCUGUGCAGCAUAUGCAACUGCUCUACAUUGUCUGCUGCUACUUCUGGCAAGUAGUAUCUGCUGUUCUCUGCACUUUGACGGUCUUUUUGUGAAACUCGUGCUUGCAUGACUGCGUUGAUCCCAGACAGUUGAUGAUAGCGUGUCCAGAGCCUCCUAUCGGGAACUGAGUAGAAGGCUCUGAACUCCUUAGCGUCACCUGUCUGGUGCAUUUGGUCGUGCACCCUCGACCCUUGGAUGAGACCCCCUAAGAAGUGUGGGCAUCGGCAAUUACUCGAUGCUGGAGUAACCACCAUCCAUCACCUGACGAUGUCGAGAAGACGCCUCGAAGAAAUUUUGUGGGUUUUGCACUACGUGAUCCACCGGCAAACGAAGGGCCGUACAUUGAAUAUACUAUCGAUGUGAAAAAUCUGAUGCAAGUACCAUGAACAUCGCACAUUAGAGGUUAUUUUCCAGAUUUAUAAGCCGCAUCUAAAAGACAUAAUACACUGUAAUUUCCUGAUAUACAAACGAGGGUUUUGGCAAAUGAUAGGUGGCCAACUACUUAAUUUCGUAUGAACCUUGAUAUUCCAACAACCUUUUUACCCUUUUAAGAGGCAUUCGUGAGGUAAUAUCAUGACACUGGUUGACCGCUUGUUAAUGCACGCGCUAAAAGAUUUUGCAAAACUGUUCGAGGAAUGUACUCAAAUUCAGGAGCAAAAUACACAGAAUCCUCUGUUGUGGAGUAAGUAUCAACAGUGGCUCACAUGCCUCUAUAUGCUGCAAGGAUGGGAGAAGUGUUUACAUCGCAAAGCGGAUUCCUAUCACCUUACCUAUGAAUUUCAGUACAUUUCCAAGAUACAGGUGAAAAAUUUUACAGCGCAAACGUUAACAAGCGUAAAUAACAGUAGUGGUAUUUUCAAUAACUUUCGAAUGUCAUUCAAGGAAAAGUCAUUGUUCUGUCUUAAAGAAAUUGCGUCUACAUCUCGUGUGAUAAAAGCGAUCUUCUACGUUCAAAAAAUGAUAAUGUGUAUUACGUUCUAUCACACUUUUCCUGUAUAAUAGGUGAUAUGUGGUCUUCACAAACAGGAAUAUGAAUUGUCUGCGGUACAUAAAGAUAUAUGACAAGGAAUUCGCAAAAUUCUUCGUGACCUCACACUUGCGGAAGAUUAUUCGCACAGCUGCUCAUCUAGCUUA
Schistocerca piceifrons (Central American locust) is the source of this 3242-nucleotide messenger RNA. Its product is annotated as sensory neuron membrane protein 1-like. Gene Ontology annotation, molecular function: scavenger receptor activity. NCBI's taxonomy places the organism in Eukaryota, Metazoa, Arthropoda, Insecta, Orthoptera, Acrididae. The transcript is spliced from 10 exons. The record is from RefSeq and is a predicted model, not a curated record. Gene Ontology annotation, cellular component: membrane; cytoplasm. The coding region runs from base 66 to 1742 and encodes 558 amino acids.